Messenger RNA from Mus musculus (house mouse), 869 nucleotides. It is a transcript of the gene Arl2, whose product is annotated as ADP-ribosylation factor-like 2. Gene Ontology annotation, molecular function: GTP binding; GTPase activity. The transcript is spliced from 5 exons. Bases 37 to 591 code for a protein of 184 amino acids. Gene Ontology annotation, biological process: maintenance of protein location in nucleus; centrosome cycle; positive regulation of microtubule polymerization. Gene Ontology annotation, cellular component: cytoplasm; mitochondrial intermembrane space; nucleus. The record is from RefSeq and is marked validated. NCBI's taxonomy places the organism in Eukaryota, Metazoa, Chordata, Mammalia, Rodentia, Muridae.
UAGAAGAAACGGCGGCCGGGAGGGGGCUACGGGAUCAUGGGGCUUCUGACCAUUCUGAAGAAGAUGAAGCAGAAAGAGCGAGAGCUGCGGCUGCUCAUGCUUGGCUUGGACAACGCUGGCAAAACAACCAUCCUCAAGAAGUUCAAUGGAGAAGACGUGGACACCAUCUCCCCGACACUGGGCUUCAACAUCAAGACCCUGGAGCACCGCGGAUUCAAGCUGAACAUCUGGGAUGUAGGUGGCCAGAAGUCUCUGCGCUCCUACUGGAGGAACUACUUUGAGAGCACGGAUGGCCUCAUCUGGGUGGUGGACAGCGCCGACCGCCAGCGCAUGCAGGACUGUCAGCGAGAGCUGCAGAGCCUACUGGUGGAGGAGCGCCUGGCUGGAGCAACCCUCCUCAUCUUUGCCAACAAGCAGGACCUGCCUGGAGCACUGUCCUGUAAUGCUAUUCAGGAGGCCCUGGAGCUGGACUCCAUCCGCAGCCACCACUGGCGCAUCCAGGGCUGCAGUGCUGUCACAGGGGAAGACCUGCUGCCUGGCAUCGACUGGCUCCUUGAUGACAUUUCCAGUCGUGUCUUUACUGCCGACUGAGCUUCUUCAGUGUCCCCAGGUCCCUGUCCUCAUCAGACACCAGCCAGAGGGAUGAGCACCAGCUGGCCAGACUAACACUCCCAACCCCACCAUGACCUGCUGCUGCUAUUACUGCCCAUUGCUGCUCCCCCGGGUGAGGGCUGUCACCCUGUCUCCCAAAGUGGCCUGCAGCUGCCAUGCCAAAAGGAAAGGCUGGGCUGGGAGGGACUACCUGCUGCUGCCAGGGUCCUAGGUGUCGCCUCGCCUCGGUCCAGCAGUGAGAAUAAAGCACUCUUCAC